CUCUGGUGACAUCACCGAAUGACGGAGGCCACAGUGUGUGAGCAGCAUGGUGAAUUUUCCUGCCUGUUAGCGUUACCUGCUGGCGCUGUUGGCGCUUUCUUACCACUGCCUUUUCUCCCCGUCGUCGACAUUGGGCUGUUAUCGCACAUUUGCUGGUACGUUGAAUGGUCCCUCCAGCGAUGUCGUGGGUCAAGUCUUUGGCCGCUGGAAUCGAAGAUGUGUUCGACGAGGAUGCAGAUGACACUAGCCUGCAGAACAAGGAAUGGAAACAAAACAUGGAGCGACGCGUAAAGGAUGGGUAUCGAGAUGGAGUUGACGCAGGGAAAGAGGCAACCCUUCAGUCUGGCUUCAACGCAGGCUUCAGAGAGGGAGCAAUUCGCAUGAAGGCCAUUGGCCAACUCAAAGGCAUUGUCAGUGCCCUACAGUGCUGGUGCCAGCGGCUACCCGUUGAGCCCCCGCCCACGGCCACUGCCUGCGUGUCCGGCCUGAUGCGGGACGUAGUGCGGCACGAGGAGGCCGUCCUGGAGGCCAUGAAGAGGGCACAGGAGAUGGCCCCCGUCCCCACUGUUGGGGACAUUGCGGAGGGCAUGGAGGAUCUAGAGGUGAUGGCGGUGGAUCAGGGAGAACCAGCACAGACAGAGGCCCAGUUACGAUCCCCAUCACAGGCAGGGCUGGCACAGGCACAAGCGCCGCAGGGCUGUGGCAAACCAGACUGCUGCAGCAGCACAGACUCAAACACAGACACAGGCAUGUGCUGCAGUCAGGGAGCACUGGUGGGCUUCUCCUCCCCUUCCGUUGCCAUGGUGAGCUUCGGGGAGCUGCUCAGCAGGUGUGUGGAGCUGGUGACGACGCUCGGACUUCCUCAGGAGUUUGCGUGUCAUGUCCAGCAGCUACAGACCCACGACCUUUGACCCUAGUGAUGAUCUAUGAUUGGUGCCUCGGACAGACCCAUUCCCUCUGACCCUAAUGACAAUGUAUGGCUGACCAGUGCCUGACCCUAGUGAUAUGUUAUUGGUGCCUUGUUCAGACCCAUUUCCUCCGACUCUAAUGACGAUGUAUAACUGACCAGUUCCCAUGCUCUACGACCCUAGUGACCAUACCUGUACAAGGCUGAUGGUAUUCAGGCUCAGUGCUUGAUUUCAGACUUAACAGAGUGAGUUGGUAAAAAUAAAAAUAGCUUUUUUGCUAUUUCAAAAAAGUUCAGGCUCAGGGUUUUCUUUUACUAUAAGUUAUGCAAGUAAUGACUUGUUUCUAGUUUGUUUACAUACUCUGCUGCUUGACCUGCUCCUGUGUAUUAAGCAGAUUUUAUAUUUCCAAUUAUAAUGGUUUAAAAGCAAUCAGUAGAUGGGGUAGUGUAGUGAUAAUGUACUUUAUUGCCAUGUGGUUUGUAUCAUUUCUUUUUGUAUACACUUUGAACAUAUUCAUGUUUUCCAACACAUGGAUAUAAAUGUAUCAACCAUGAUAUGAAAAAGCAAUAGGGCAAAAUGUUCUUUGUAAGAUGACUCGGAGCUGGUGUGUGAAUAUGACCGCUUGUACUACAACAUUGAAAGUUGAAAAUGAAAACAAGUACAUACCACCUGUGGUGUGUUAAGAUUUUAUCAAAGGCAUACCAGGUUAAUAAAGCAAAGGUCAGGA
Messenger RNA from Engraulis encrasicolus (European anchovy), 1635 nucleotides. It is a transcript of the gene otulina, whose product is annotated as OTU deubiquitinase with linear linkage specificity a. Lineage: Eukaryota; Metazoa; Chordata; Actinopteri; Clupeiformes; Engraulidae. Bases 165 to 911 code for a protein of 248 amino acids. The transcript has 3 exons. The record is from RefSeq and is a predicted model, not a curated record.